UGUUACCUUAUCUUGAUAUGCUGAUUAAGUGUGAGCAAAGAUUAAGCAAAUUGGCCAUGAUGUUGUGCGUCUCAAAAUAGCCCUCGAACGCUGCUGAGAGGCUUUGACCAGCGCUCGGAGGAGUAACAGAGGCACACAUUCUGUUACUUUGGCUGUUAAUUUAUUGGUUAAUUAAGCUGAAAUGUGAGCUAUAAGCCACCUCCACGCAACAUGAGCACCACACCGGUCCAGGAGCACCCUGCCCAGGGACUGUCCUCUGGCAGUGGGCAGACGCUACCCUCCCGACCCUUACAGCCCAUCUCUGAUCCCUCAUCUUCCAAGAGGGUGUGCUUCUACAAAAGCGGUGAUUAUAAAUUCAGCGGGCACCGCAUGGUCAUCAACGCCCGCACCUUCAAGACGUUUGACGCUCUACUGGACGCUCUGUCCAAAAAAGUGCCUCUGCCGUUUGGAGUGAGGACCAUCACCACGCCUCGGGGAACUCAUGUGGUCAAGGCUUUGGAUGACUUACACAAUGGGGGAGCUUACGUUUGUUCUGAUCAGAAACGAGUGAAGCCACUAAAUCUGGAUGAAGUGAACCGGCGGCAAGUACCUUGGAACACCACCAGACCACUCAGCGCAAGGCGACGGAGGCGUCAAGGACUCAGAUUUAGUCAGUUCGAGAGAAGGAAUGAAGCCACCAUCAGGCCAGCGAAGAUCACAGAGAGGGCGGCGGUACGGACGCCAAAGAGGCUUGAGGUCAUAAAGAACCGGGAUCCGACUGUUAAACGCACAAUUGUGCUGCAAAGAAGAACGGCACCGACUUUUGAGGCUUUGCUGGAUUACCUUUCUCAUAUCCUGCAGUUCCCAGUGCUGAAACUCUACUCUUUGGAAGGCAGAAGAGUCGACGGUCUCACUGCACUGAUCUUGUGUUCUGGAGUUGUCGUGGCAGCGGGAAAUGAGCCGUUCAGAUUAGGAAACCUUGGUUUUCACAGACCUGGCCAAGUGGGACAGUCUGUGUACGUGGAACCAUCGAUGUUACAACCAACAACACAGAAGAACAAAUCUUUCUCCAGUGGAAGAGGCUCCAGGAACUUCUCCCUGUCGUCAGAGCGAUACAUUGUCAACCAGAUAAACAAGUCUCAAACUGGAAGCAUGAGCAGCCACCCGCAUCACCACCACCAUGAAUCACCUGACACAGAAGUCAACCAGCGCCAUACAUCUAUAGAUACGUGCGGAAGUGAGAGGGUGGACAAGGAUCAUCCUCCUUGCAUCCUGCCUCAGGAGGACGAUAUUGAAAAGUCUUUCCGCGUCAAUCAAGACGGAAGCAUGACGGUGGAGAUGAAGGUUCAUCUGACCAUUAAAGAGGAAGAGAUGCUCCACUGGACUACCACGCUCAGCCGCUCCAGCCUUAGCAAGAGGACAGUUUGUGCCUCUGCUUCUGAGUCAGGCAACAGCUCACCUGACUCAAACAACGCCGUUGCCAAAGCCUCCUCCUCUAUCAGUGAAGAUGAAAUGAAAGAGGAGAACCAUCCCGCCGCUGACGAGAGAAUGUAUGAAGGGUAUACUACUUCAAGUGCUUUGGGCAGAUCAAAAACAGGUUUCAAACGUACUCCUACGCCAGGACCUCGACACGUUAACAAGAAGGCAUCUGUUGAGAGCGUGAAGAUGGUGACGCAGUCAGGGGUCCAAGAAAGCACCCUGGGACAUUAUUCCUACAUGGAGAGGACGGCCGACGGUGAGAUGACUGAGGGCUACUGCGUUGUCAGACACAGCAGCAGCAGCAGCAACAGGCCGAUACCGAAACCCCGGAAAACAGCGUCAGCAGGAGCAAGCAACAAAUGCUCCAGCUCUUCUCUCAGGUCGGCAGGGGUCGCUGAAGUCCUUCAGAUACAGAAUAACGGCAUGGAGGUGACAGAGACUGUGAUGCACAUCUAUGAGAGUCAAGGCUGCUAUGACAACUACGUUGCAAAUGAUGAAUAUAGUGUAGACGGUUUUCCUUUGCACGGCUCCACCCCAGCACCAGAAAGCAAACCAUCCCCUGACUCAGGGCCUGGUUCAUCUAGUAAUGAUUGUGAUAUAGAUUGUAGCUGGCAGCCACCCACUGCUGACUCACUACGGAAAGAAGAGAUGUUGUCGCUGUCAUCAGAAUCAGUAUCUCUGCCACACAAGAUUGCCAACAAUGUGUCUUCAGGGACUGAGAAUGAAGCCCAAACUCCGACGAACCCACAAAUCCAGGAGACGAUUAAAAAUGACAAAAGCAUGAAGAAGAAAAAAGUGAUUAAGUCAAAUAGGAAUAGCUCAGCUUCAACAAGUGGCACCAAUAAAAAACCAAAGGAAGGCACGUCAAAAAAUAGCAAAUAUUCAUCUACUGAAAAGAUAAGCAGUGAUGCCAGUGUGAGAAAUAAGAGUUUGAAUUCAGCAGAAAGUGCUAAAAGUGUUCAAAAGAGUAAAGGGGCACAAAAGAAAUCAGAAAAGUCUCUGUCUACGAAAUCUAUUAAAGAGGAAAAGAAACCCAAGAGGGACUCAGCCUUAUUAGGUAGCAGUGAAAACAUGAAAAUAACCCCUCCUAAGAGACAAACAGCUGCUAAGGACAAUGGCCAUAAUGUAAAUUCUCCAACUGGAAGACCUCAAAUGAAAAAGAGCAUAUCAGAUAUUUUACAAACAAAGAAAUCUAAUUCGGCUGCCAAAAAGACAGUUAACAAGCCAAAAUCCAUGACCGAAAACAUAAUGUUAUCACCUAACAGGUCUGCACAGCCGAGCGAGAGCAUUUCGCUGCCUUCUCUCAAUCCUUCACCCUCUGAAAUCCACCAAUACGUCGAGAGCUGGUUGGAGAACGUCAACCCAGAAGCAGUGCCAUACGCAGAGGAGGCGGUCCCAGAUGAAGCCGAACCUCGGACGAAGGUUGUGUUUCAGAUCGGCGCCGACUCCGAAUCAGAUGAAAAGAGUGAAUGCAAGAAUGAUUUGGACGAAUACUGCGCGUACCCUGACAGUGCAGUCAAGAAAUCUGCUUCUUGUCUGUCAGUUCCCCUUUACCACGAAGGGCCAGCAACCACCAUGCUGCACACCGAACACAAAGCGCUGAGUUUAUGUGUUUCGAUGCCAAGUGUCAGGGUUGACCCCGUGCACCAAGAGAGCUGGCUGAGGUCGCACAAAUCUGCAGAGAACCUCCAUGCAGCUCACAGUGAAGCGGCUUCAUCGAACGUUUUGAGCCCCAAAGCGAAGAUCAAACCCGUCCUGCAGCAACUCUGUUCGUCAAUUCAGUGCAUCAGAAGAGCGUCUGACGGCAACACAACGUCCAGCCUGGAAAAGUCCCACAGUCUUCCGGAUUUCCCAACACAAGUAGCCUCAGUGUUCGGCUCGCCGUGUAAGGCCUUCUUGUCGUUCUUGUCAGUCAUGACUCUGAACGACACUGUAAAAGGCUUCGCGGCAGGAGGAGAAAACAGCCCAUCAAGAACCACCUCCGAGGCCAUGCUAAUGAUGCAAUCCCUGCAGAAAAUCUCCGGCAUAGAGGACGAGGAGGAGCAGAGGGCGAGUCUGACUGAUUUGCAGAGCAGAGCGUCUUCUCAGAUGAGAGAGCGCUGGAAGGAUUUCCAGGUUCUGAGGGAGAGGCUCGAGAGUGAGCCGCUUUCUCCCAAAGUUUCAGAAACCGAGUUUGCGCUGGACGUCGCGUCAGAAGUUGGCGAUGUGUUUGAGGGUCAGCAUUCGGCCAUCGAUGAGCUGAUGGAAGAGCUGAAUAUGCCACAGGAUCUCAGAGAAGAGAUCGUGUCAACAAUCCAAUACGCUAAAAGCUUUUACCCUGUAGAGGAGAGCACGUUUGUAGAAACUGAAAGAAAUCAGUCGGACUCAGAGGAAGAUGUUGAGCAGUUUACGAAAGACUGCAACGGUGAAACGAAGCUAUCACCGGAGCCGAGUAAUUGUGAUGCUGUUCAUAACCAACAGACAAAUAUUAUAAGACACUCAGAUGACAAUCAGGAAUUACAGCAAGAAAGAGAAGAGUUAUUGACAUGUGAAGAAAGAGAGACAGAAGCAAAUGGAGAUGACCAAGUAGAUGAGGGAGAAGGGGUGAAGAUCAGUGAAUGUGGGGAUCUGAAAGAGAUAGAUGGAAACAAUGAAGAGGAAGAUGGGGAAACUGAGGAAAAGACGGAAGAAGAGGCAGAACAGAAGGCAGAGAAAGGAAGUGCUGGCGAAUCUGUUGAGAAAGUUGAAGGAGGGUCAGAGGAAGAGACGGCAGCGGAUGAAGAAGAGGUGAGGGAAAGAUUAGAAGGAGGAGAGGGGGAGGAAAUGGAGGAAGGAUUAGUGGCCGGCGAAGCAAGGGAGGGUGAUAGCGUCGAGGAGAGUGAUGGGAGGGAGGGCGUGGAAGAGACAGAGGAGGAGAUGAAAGGUGAGCCAGAGGAAGAAAACAGCGAGGAGGAGGAGGAGGAGGAGGAAGCUGAGGAGAAGCAAGGGGAGGAGAUUAUUCAGAUGGAAGAAGAAGAAGACGUGGGUGAAAAUGGGGAUGAAGAGAAAGAAGUAGAAAAUGUAAUUGAAGAAAUGUCGGAGGAGGAGGAGAAAAACAAUGAGGAGUCAGAUCAUAUUACUGAGGAUGAGAAGGUAGAGGAGGUAGAAGAGGAAGAGGUAAAGGUAAUAAAGGGAGCUAGUGAGGAGAUAGAUGAGGAAGAGGAGGUAGGAGAUGAAAGUGAAGAAAUGGAGGAAGAGGAGGAGGGGAAAGAGGAGGAGGAGGAAGGAGAAGCUGAUGCAUUUACUAGAACAGUUCAAGUAGAGGAGAAAGAUAUUGAGGAGACAGAUGAGGAAGACAAAAUGGAAGAGGAAACUGAGCAGAGAAAUGAGGAAGAUGAGGAAGAGGCAGAUGAGGAGGAGGUGAUUGAAGAGAGAAAUGAGGAAGAUGAGGAAGAGGCAGAUGAGAAGGAGGUGACUGAAAGAAAUGAGGAAGAUGAGGAAGAGGCAGAUGAUGAGGAGGUGACUGAAGAGAGAAAUGAGGAAUAUGAGGAAGAGGCAGAUGAUGAGGAGGCGAUUGAACAGAGAAAUGAGGAUGAUGAGGAAGAGGGAAAAGAAGAAGAGAAAGAACAGAUAACAGAGGUGGUUAUGGAGGAAAACACUGAAGCUGAGGAGGAGGACAGUCAGGAGGAAGAUGAAAGGGAAAAUGAGGAGGAACAGGAGGAGGAGGAUAUUGAGGUCAAAAAUACAGACGACAUUAGAUCCAGGGAAGUCACAGACGAGGAUGAGCAAGAAAGUGACAACUAUACAGAAGAUGAAAAAAAAUGUGAUGAGGUUGAAGAUAGCAGGAAGAAGAUGGAGAAAACAGGAACUAGUGAGGAGGAAGAAUCAAUAGUAGAGAAGGAAGCUGUUGAGGAGUUAGCCAGGCAAGUGGUCGAUGAUGUGGAAGGGGAAGAAUUGAACGAGGAGUCAGAUCAGGUUGAAAAGCCGUCAGAUGAUGAAGCAAAAGAAGGAAAGAACACAGAGGACAGUUGUUCAGACGAUAGGGAUUGUAAAAACGAGCUAGAAGAGGCUUCCUAUUUGCAGCCAUGUGCGAGUAGCAGUGAAGAAGAAAAUGGAGAACGUAACACCGAAUCCCCAAUUAAAUAUUCCUCUGAGGGUUCGUGUGAGGACGACAAAGGCAACGGAACGGACACCGUUAACGAACUCGACGACAACGAGGAGGCAAGAAGCAACAGUUCAGCUCAUCCGGCGGAAAUUUCACAGGAAUUACUUGACUUUGUGAACUACGCCCUCCAGUCCUCCUCGCUUAUAUUCACAUACGACACCCUGGGGAACAUCAGGAUUGAGCCCGACAAUGCUCGCGUCGUGCAAACUCCAAUAACUGCGGUCACAAAGAGCAGAAAGGACAGUUCUUAUGGUUUGAAGCGUCUCCCGAGCCCAAACACCUCCGAUUUAUCUGAUUACAGACCAGAAACAUCAGAAAGCGGUGGUUAUAAGUCUCAGGAGUCGGUAGAUAUCGCUUCAGAGAGUGGAGAAGAGGCCCCAGAGAAACCUGCUCCAACAAAUGUGGAGUGGAACCCAACACUGUCCGCUGCAAGUAAUUCAAACAGCUCAGGGAGUUUUCCCUCCACUGAUUCAGACACCAGAGCCUCAAGGGAUCUGUCUUAUUUCAGUGCUGCAAGCUCAUUAAAAGCAGACGCCGAAGCCCCAACACAGGCCGCUCAGUGCAUUUCAUUUAACUCCACUGAUGGGGUUUUGAUUGAUCGAGGUAGGUGGCUCCUAAAGGAGAACCAUCUCAUUAGAAAAUCUCCUCCAGUCUCUCUGGGAAUGUAUGAUAAUCUGGACAGCACAUCCCUGGACACCGGUCAGGAGAACAACAGCGAGGAUUCCCCACCUCCUCACAAAACCCAGACCAACCUCCUCACAACCUUAUCCUCGUCUGAGCUCGAGGAGAUGGCCAAGCCUCAAACCCCAAAGUGCACCUACUUCAAUAUGCCCCACGGGAGCGACUCAGACCCCUUCCUGGACGAGGCCAGUGUCAAAAGUGGGAAAAAGGGUUCAGGCAGUGUCACUGGGAGAGGCUUCAGGGUGUCGCCUACCGUUGAUACCUCUAAAACUUGGACAAACAGAAAUGGCAGCCUGUCUUCGUUUGCAUCAGUGGAGUUUAAAGUCCCAGACAGGAAAGUGCAUCCUGAGGGGGAGUCCUCAGCUGUGGCCGAGACGAGAAGGACACCUGGUGGAGGAGGGAACGUAUUGCGAGCGCAAGACUCACUGGAAAACCUGCACGUGAGAUGUGGCCAAUACUGUCCAAUACUAUGAAAGCAGGACGUUAUAUUCAUCAAGAACUUUCACACAGUUAUUUUUCUUGUAACAGAGCUAGAAAGGUUUUAUUGUUUGCAGCCUCACCAGACUCAUAGAUGUGUGUGUGGUGACUGAGAAGAGUUGUGCCUCUUAUUCCUGUUUUAAUAUAGACAAAAAUAUAAGUUUACACGUGAUAACUUUAUUAUUGUCUUUCUAGUGGUGGUAUAUAUUUUUACUCAUUCAAUGCUCCAAAUUGUUGAUCACUGUAAUAUUUAUCAUGACUAUUGUUCGUUGAGAUUAAUGAAGAAUGUGCAGUAGGUGUUCAUUUCAGGAUUUUGACAAAUGAUUGUGUCAGCUGAAAAACUAAUUCGAAAGCAGCUUUAACUUACAUAGGAAACAGUGGUGCAAUAUAUAUUUUUUUAUUGUUGUGGCUUGAAAAGUCUUUGGUAUUCUGAAAAUAUCUUGAGAAGCAACAGAAGCUGUGAGGAUGAAACAUGACAGACGCAAUCGAAAGUGCAAGAUAUUUACCUCAGGAUGUGGUUGAGACCAAAAACAGAGCAAAAAAAAUAAUAGAUUUAAAUUCGUCCGGUGUACUCAAACACCAAAUGAAUGAUGACGGUGCUCUGUAUCUGUAAUAAUCAACCUUGAAUGUGAGGAAGAGAGCGUAGCAUAGAGUAGUUUAAUAGUCUAAUAGCAUAAUAAGUCAUAUAAGUCAGAUUUUUUUCAGAAAACAAGAAAAAAAAUUAGCAAGCACAUUGAUAUUUUUAUUGAUAUUGAGUUACAAUUGUAACAAAAUGGCUUAUUAUACAAUUAUGCUAUUAGCCUAAUGAUAUAGUGCAACCAGAGAACAUUAGAGAGAGUCUGACCAACUCAUAUCAUGAGUGCCAUGUUAGAUACAUCAGAGGGAAGAUUAAGUAAAACCCUAUGGGGUGGAUGUACUAUGUUGAAAUAAAUCGCUUAUUUUCACCACUAACCGGCCCAUAAAUAUUACUGCCAGCAUCUGUCAAUAUGUAAAAGGUCCUCACUUACAUAUCCCAGCGUCUACUUACUUUAAAUAUCUUAAAUGAGCCUGUAAAAUAGUAGCCCAAUCACCUCAUCAGUCACAGAGCUGUGUUUACCUUCCCCUCAGACUCAGAAAACAUCACCGUUUAAAGUUUGAAAUUACUCAGAAAAAUUACAAAUAUUAAGAAAUAGUGAAAAUUAAACCAGUCUUACUGCUAUUUAGUAUUAUCAUUAUAGCAUUAGCACGCUAGCCAUAAUAACUUAGGAGUAACCCAGCCAUAGUCUAUCUACAUCUACAUAAGUUACAUGCACACGUGGGUUUCACACUAUAUAUGAUGGUAGCUGCUAUUUUUCUAAACCUUUAGUAACUAGCUAGCAUAAAGUUAGCAUAAGGCUUGGUUAACUUCAAACUUCAUUCAUUUGAAAAGCGGUGUUGGACAUUUUUAAGAUAAAGGUUCACAUUAAUGAUGGUAUGACUUUAUUUUACCUGCAUAAAAUUUUAACAAACAGUCAUUUACCUCAUAAUAGGGAGAAAUCAGUUGACAUCUACAGUAGUUUUUCCCUUUAACCUUCUGCUCCCACAACUUUCUCCGUUUUUGUUCAUGGUGGAGUUUCUUCCCUGUUUCCUGAUCUUGGCAUAUUUUAACUUUUAAUACAAUUUUCUUCUCUGUUAUUGCCACUUCUCUAUCGGUGAAUAUUGAUUAGACGUAUCUAACAUGGCGCCCAUGAAACACGGUAUCAGCUCAGAACCAAUCAUCAUAGGAUAGCUCAGACGGUUCAUUCCCUAGUUGACCAGACUCUCUCUAAUAUACGGCUCUGAGUGUAACUUGAUUCUGCUGCCCCCUACAGGUUUGAAGGUUCCAUUACGCACCACCAGCAUAAAACUGACAUUCAUAAAUCUCGUCAGGUUAAAGUUUCAUCAAAUGUAAAGGUAUUGAAAUAUUGGAGAAACAAGAUCCUCGGGAAAAGCAGAAGAAUGGGUUCCUGGGUUUUAACUUCCUUUUUGUGCCUUCUUUCAGCGCCACACGCUGGAUGUGUAGCUGAAGUUGUCAACAUGUACAACAUGACAGCAUUUUAACCGUGUUGAAUGUGAACCUGUGAUUAAAGCUCAUUCACGCUCGUUUUUCAGAUCAGAAACAACAAAUAAAGACG
Messenger RNA from Mugil cephalus (flathead mullet), 8871 nucleotides. RefSeq names its product oxygen-regulated protein 1 (gene rp1). Bases 211 to 6735 code for a protein of 2174 amino acids. The transcript has 5 exons. The record is from RefSeq and is a predicted model, not a curated record. Lineage: Eukaryota; Metazoa; Chordata; Actinopteri; Mugiliformes; Mugilidae. Gene Ontology annotation, biological process: intracellular signal transduction; photoreceptor cell development; retina development in camera-type eye. Gene Ontology annotation, cellular component: axoneme.